Messenger RNA from Penicillium maclennaniae, 1785 nucleotides. Its product is annotated as MFS transporter. NCBI's taxonomy places the organism in Eukaryota, Fungi, Ascomycota, Eurotiomycetes, Eurotiales, Aspergillaceae. Gene Ontology annotation, molecular function: transmembrane transporter activity. Bases 1 to 1785 code for a protein of 594 amino acids. The record is from RefSeq and is a predicted model, not a curated record. The transcript has a single exon. Gene Ontology annotation, biological process: transmembrane transport.
AUGUUAAAGGAACAGGACCAUAGCUCCGAUGUGGGCGAGUCUCGUUCACCGUCUAUCUCAGACUCGGACUCUGAGCAUCACCAAAAUGUUACAGACUCUAUGGCGUCCAGACAACGAUCAUCAUCCGCCACGGCCACGGUGCCUCACCUGGAUCGUGUGCACUCUGCAAAGCACCUAGACGACCACUCGACCUAUCACAGUGAUCACAACAUGGACAGCGACGAAGGCGACGAGACAGAAGAAUCUUACAUGGAAAAGACUGAGACCGUCCAAGAAGUCCGAAACGGCAUCGUCAACGAGCGAGAUGUUGACCUAGAGCGAAAUCAAAUGGAACUUAAAAAGUCCAAAUCUGCACGUUCAGUACGCUCACGACUAGACUCCAAAUUGGUCGACUGGGACGGGCCCGACGAUCCAGAGAACCCCAAGAACUGGCCCAACAAGAAGAAGUGGGCAGCAACAGUCACCGUCUCCCUCUUCACCUUCAUCUCUCCGGUCUCCUCUUCAAUGGUCGCCCCAGCCCUCACCUCAAUCGCAGCAGACCUCAAUAUCACAGACAAAGUCCUCUCCCAACUCACCCUCUCAAUCUUCGUUCUUGCCUACGCCGUCGGCCCUCUAAUCCUAGGACCUCUCUCCGAGAUCUACGGCCGCGUAAUCGUUCUCCAACUCGCCAACCUCUUCUUCCUCGUUUUCAACAUCGGCUGCGCCGUCUCCCAAACAUCAACCCAAAUGAUCAUCUGCCGCUUCUUCGCCGGUCUAGGUGGCUCCGCACCCUUAGCCGUAGGAGGCGGCGUCCUCUCAGACUGUUUCCGGCCCGAAGAACGAGGCAAAUCCAUCGCAAUCUACUCUCUCGCCCCUCUCCUGGGCCCAGCACUAGGCCCCAUCGCAGGCGGCUUCAUCGCCGAGAAUACCACCUGGCGCUGGGUCUUCUAUUCCACCUCCAUCACAGACGGCCUCAUCCAACUCAUGGGCCUAUUCUUCCUCCGCGAAACAUACGCUCCACGUCUCUUGAAAAACCGCGCUGUGCGCCUCCGCAAAGAAACAGGAGACGAAUCCUACCAAACCGAAGCAGAACUUCAAAAGAAAACCCUUCUUCAGGUCCUUCGCACUGCCCUCGUCAGACCAUUCCGUCUCCUCCUCACCCAACCCAUCGUCCAAUGUCUCGCAUGCUACAUGGCCUACAUCUACGGAAUUAUGUACCUUGUCCUAUCAACAUUCCCAUCCCUCUGGACCUCACCGCAAUAUUAUAACGAAUCCAUCGGCAUAGGCGGAUUGAAUUACAUUUCUCUCGGUCUCGGGUUCUGGGCCGGUUCCCAAAUUUGUGCCCCGCUCAAUGAUAAAAUCUACCGCGGACUGAAAGCCCGAAAUGAUAAUGUCGGCAGGCCCGAAUUCCGAGUCCCACUCCUUAUCGUCGGCGCGGUUCUUAUUCCCGCGGGAUUGUUCAUCUACGGCUGGACGGCGCAGGAACAUUGUCAUUGGAUCGCUCCUAAUAUCGGUGCGUUCCUCUUUGGAACGGGCACGAUUGUCUCGUUCCAGUGUAUGCAGACGUAUAUGGUUGAUACCUAUACGAGGUUCGCGGCGAGUGCCUUGGCUGCGGGUUCGUUUUUGAGAUCGUUGGCUGGAUUCGGGUUUCCGCUUUUCGCUCCCUACAUGUAUGAUAAGUUGCAGUAUGGGUGGGGAAAUAGUGUGCUCGCGUUUAUUGCGCUGGGCUUUGGUAUUCCGGCGCCGAUUUUCUUGUGGAAGUAUGGGGAGGCUUUGAGGAGGAAGAGUACUUAUGCUGCUGGAUAA